Molecule: messenger RNA, 1149 nt
Organism: Fusarium tjaetaba
Lineage: Eukaryota; Fungi; Ascomycota; Sordariomycetes; Hypocreales; Nectriaceae
Product: uracil catabolism 4
Exons: 1
Coding region: 1-1149 (382 amino acids)
Source: RefSeq, a predicted model, not a curated record
AUGGGGAGAGACAUUGCCCUUCCUCAUUUUGAGAGCUUCUUUCACAUCCUCCCCAUCAUGUCGCAACAACAAGAGCCGCCUCCCCAGGCUGUUGACGGCUUCAGCCGUCUUCCGAUGGAAAUGAACGUCCAAAUCAUGAUGUUGCUCAAUCCACAACAGCUGUUAUCUCUCAUUUCAGCUUCGCCAGCAGUAAGGCGGCAUUUUCUUGGGGAUCAUCGCGCGUCUAUCAUGAAGCCCCACCUUACAAUCAUCUACAAAUACUACGGCCAUCCAGCGAAUAUCCCUCUGAUCGUCUUUCUGACUCGUGUUCGGGCUUUGAGAGCCAGAUUGAAGGGGAGGCCUAGAUCAGAGAUCGAAAAUGCUCUUCACCCUAUCCUCACCUCAGUCCUUUCCCACGACAUCAUGAGCAUGCCACCUGAAUGGGAGUUUAACCUACAUAUCGUCGCAGCUGCGAAAGGUCUGAUACCAGAGAUAUGUCAUGUAUUCAAUAAAUGGUGGAAAAAGUGGUGGACGGGACCAAAAAUUGGCAAGACCCCGCCACAGCACAUAUGGAUAUUUGUCGAAUGCUUUCUGCGGUUUGAGUGUUUUUGUAACAUCUCCUAUGUGCCAGAUGGCUUCCUUUUCCAAGAUAUGUUGGACUUUAAACAUAUCUUCUUACAUAGAUUCCAGACGGAUAGCGCUUUUAGCCCGAGCGACCUGCGUCCUUGGGGUUGGGAUCAAGAUUGCGAGAAAAGGCCCUGGGAAGACAUGCAUUACAUCUUUGAUGCACCGGCCCACUAUAAAAAGAAGUAUCUAGAUCUAAUUAGGUCUGUACGACGACUUCUUCCCUCGGGAUCGUCUACAGCUAUAGAGCCUGGCAACGAGACACCGGAGACAGCAACUGAAUCUGAAAUAGCGGACUUCCUUGGAAGGACACAUCGCGAAAAUGAGCUUUUCUGCUAUCGUCUUAGUGUACAGGGAAAUAACCUUCUGGCACAUCUCUGGAGCCUCAAACCUCAAGCGCGAAGCUGCGCUAUCGUCAAAGAAUUCUCCAACUUUCUCGCCUCUGACCCUUUUCGCGACUCAAUCUACCCACACAACCUAGAGGAAAUGAAAUCUAUCCACAAAACCUGGCAGUUUGCGAGAUAUCGCCUAUGGGAAGAAGAAUAA